AUGCGUCCGCACUCGGCCAUUGACACGAUUGACUUUUCUGUGCCAUUCCGACUCUAUCAGCCGGAAUUGGAUACCCUGUUUUGCCAGAAUCAAGGUUCGGCGUCUUUGGAAGACAUCGCCAGCGAAGACGAUUUCGAGCACGUUCUUCAAGAAACAAGGCAUUUGGCCAUCCCUGGCGAGAAGGAAUACCUGGAUCUAGUAGCCUGGGUACUCACAUUUUACUUUCCGAAAUUGGAGACUCUGUCAGUGGUUGUCGGGGACCCGUCAAAUGGCUCUUGCUUUGGGUCCUACUUCGACGCACCCAAGACACGCUGCAAGCUGCGCCAAAUAUCUGAGGGAGACACACAGAUAUACAACGUUGAUGUAAAAGAUCUUGACGGAAUUAAGGCCUGGGACCCAUCCCACCUGUCGAGAUCCAUGACGGAGUACACACAAGAACUCGAAAAGAUCAUCGAAGAGUGUUUCAACGACAUGGACAGAACGUUACGAAAGGCUCAUCGCUGGUGGAAUCGUGAAUCGAAGACUUUCAGAAGAGUACAAUACUUAACCCAGACAUUUGUCGAGUACGAAGCAGGAAGUAUAUUCUGA
Molecule: messenger RNA, 588 nt
Organism: Colletotrichum acutatum
Lineage: Eukaryota; Fungi; Ascomycota; Sordariomycetes; Glomerellales; Glomerellaceae
Exons: 1
Coding region: 1-588 (195 amino acids)
Source: RefSeq, a predicted model, not a curated record